Messenger RNA from Sordaria macrospora k-hell, 2373 nucleotides. RefSeq lists its product as uncharacterized. The record is from RefSeq and is a predicted model, not a curated record. Gene Ontology annotation, cellular component: nucleus; Holliday junction resolvase complex. Gene Ontology annotation, biological process: mitotic intra-S DNA damage checkpoint signaling; replication fork processing; resolution of meiotic recombination intermediates. Gene Ontology annotation, molecular function: crossover junction DNA endonuclease activity; DNA binding. Lineage: Eukaryota; Fungi; Ascomycota; Sordariomycetes; Sordariales; Sordariaceae.
AUGCCCCCAGACGUUAUCGACCUUAUCUCCAGCCCAGAGGUAGAACCUCAACCAACAUCAGCCGUCAACAAUAAGUCCUCUUCGUCGCGUGUCCCGCCUAGCGCACAGAAAAACAUUCUCUAUGAUGAUCUAGACUACGACCAUUUUAACCUCACAGCCGAUGAUGAACUGCCAAUACCUGCGCCUAAGAUUCCCACCAGGAAAGAACCAGGGCACGGCACCUCUGAUCGCACGGGAGACGGCCAAGAACUAAAGUCCAUCAAUGGCUCUGCUCGGAGUAUAACGCAGAAGGAAACUUCGAUACACGACAUUGACACGUCAUGGCUUUCUUCCGACGGCUUUCUCGAUAUCGAAAAUAUUGCCAGACCGACAACUGGAGGUGACCGAAUAAGCGAGCCAGCUAGGAAGCGACAGCGCUUAUCCCCUCCAGUCCAAAGGUCCAACAGCCCGAGGUCUCGGUUGGCUCAGACACAUGUCCCAGCGAUAACCAAGAGCCCCGCUUGGGCAGGGCCGUUGAGGAGUGGUAGCAGUAGGGUGAUAGAAGAUCUCGAGUUUUCUAGCUCUCCUCAUAUUUCGAGCCCAAGGAUAUCCAAAGCUUCAGCGCCAGCCCCAGCGCCAGCCCCAGCGCCAAAACCAACAUUCCGUGAUGAUGACGACGACUCUGAUCCUUUUGCGAGCCCGCCCCUAAGACCCAGGCCCACCCGAGAAGGAAAAGGAAAAGGACCUGCGUCUGCAUCUGCAUCUGCGAAAGUCACACCAGAAGUCACCGUCAUAGACGAUUCCGUCGAUGAUGAUCCGUUUGCAACCACUCCUUUAAGAGCGAACAGGAUACCACCACCACCAAACGACGAUUCCGAUGAUGAUCCAUUUGCAGACACUCCGUUACCGAAGAUGAAUCCGCAACCACGGGAACCGUCAAAGGUGACGACCACGCCUGCAGCAUGGGAUCCCAUAUCGAGCUCGGCCCCCUUUCCAGCGAAACCUAGUCCUCGCCGCCCACUAGGGAGAAGUCAAUCGAACGUUAUUAGCCUCGAUGACUCGGACGAAGACAGAGUCGCUACCCCUUUGUCCGACGAAGACGAUGAUGACUUCCCAGACAUAUCCGAUCUCCGCUUCCCAGUUAAUCGAACUGAACCGUCGGGACCUACGAAACGACCAUUCACCAAGUCUGCGUCCACAACAACAGGGUCCACAAGACCGAAGCCUGCAGCAGGAGGCGCAAAGAAAACGGCCGAGGAACGAGCGAGAGAAAGAGAGGAUAAGGCUCUCGAAAAGAAAGCCGCAGCGGAAAGGAAAAGGCAAGAAAGAGAGCGCGAGAGGCAACAAAAGGCCGAAGAGAAGCAGCGUGCCGCCGCCCGCGCCGAAGCCAACAGGCUGAAGAUCCAAAAGGGAACCGCCACGCCUGAGAUGAUCGUGGAUCUCCCGUCUAGCCUCGGCCAGGCCGCCAGGAUCAAGACCGAAGAGUUUCUCAAGAAGGUCUACGUCAAGGAGGUCAACACCUGGGCCUCUCCAGUAGACAAUGUUGUGCGCUGGCGCCGCGUCGUCAAAUCCUGCUACGACGAAGAACGCCAUCACUACGACCCCAUCCCCGAGACCAUCGAGACCGAGAAGUUCAGCCUCGUCAUCCUCCCCGCCGCUGAAUUCGCCAAGCUCGCAAUGGGCGCCGAGGGCCACAAUCUCGAAGCGCACGUCCUCAAGAUGCAACGCCAUUUCCCGGGCCAUCAAACGAUCUACCUAAUCGAAGGCCUGAAACAGCUACUCUCCAAAAGCCGCAACAAGCGCAACAAUGAGUUUGCCUCGGCGGUUCGCUCCCGUCUAGCGGAGGACGAACAACAAUCCGCUUCUGCCUCAGCAGCCCCUGCCCGUCGGACGACCAAGAAAAACGACCCCCCUCUUCAGAUCAACGAAAUGCAAAUCGACACCGCCCUCCUCCAGCUCCAACUGCUUCACUCCCUGCAAAUCCUCCACACCACCUGCGCCCAAGACACCGCCACGCAGCUCCAGCUCUUCACGCAACAGCUCGCCAUCGCGCCCUACAAAACACGCCACGAAGACCACUUGAUGAAAGCGGCCGGGUUUUGUAUGGACAGCGGACAGGUCCGCACGGGCAUCGAGCGGAAAGACAUAUACGUGCGCACGCUGCAGGAGGUGGCGAGGGUCACGACGCCCAUCGCUAUGGGUAUUGCGAAUGAGUAUCCUAGUGUCGGAAGGCUGGUGAACGCCCUGGAAAGGGGCGGGCCGCUGACGCUGGAGGAUGUGAGAAGGGUGAUUAAUAAGGAAGGGGAAGUGGGCGAGAAGAGGGUGGGUCCGGCGGUUAGUAAGAGGCUGUGGAAGAUCUUUACAGGGAGGGAUGAGAUGAGUACGGAGGUUUAG